Aspergillus heteromorphus CBS 117.55 is the source of this 852-nucleotide messenger RNA. RefSeq lists its product as uncharacterized. The record is from RefSeq and is a predicted model, not a curated record. The transcript is spliced from 3 exons. NCBI's taxonomy places the organism in Eukaryota, Fungi, Ascomycota, Eurotiomycetes, Eurotiales, Aspergillaceae. The coding region runs from base 1 to 852 and encodes 283 amino acids.
AUGGCGCGGAUCAAGCAAGGGGUAUUUUCGUGGGAGGACGUGUUGGCGCAGCGGUAUCAGAACAACAAGCCCACCGGACUCCCCCGAUCGCGACGAUACAGCGCCCUCCAGGGCCAACAACCCGAUACCCGAACGGAAUGGAGCAUGCAGCCGCAGAGCGCCUUGCUGGCAAGGCUAUCGCCCGAGCUGCGCCUCAUAAUCUGGGAGAUGGUUCUCGGCGGCAAGCGCAUCCACAUCGUGCAGCGCUCGAACCGUCGCAUGGGACACAUUGUCUGCCCGGAGACCGGGUCAUGCGACAUCUGUCGCGGCGGGGUCUCGAGCGUGAAAGACACGCCCGGAGAUCUCCUCGCGCUGUCAAUGACGUGUAAGCAGAUCUACUCCGAAUCCAUAACCAUGCUCUACACCCUCAACACCUUCGAAUUCAGCAACACCUGGUCCCUCACCUACCUGCGUCCCACCAUCCCCGCCCCCUUCUGGGACGCGAUCCGCGCCGUCGAGCUGCGCUGGGCCUUCCCGGGCCACUGGCUUCCCUGCAAGGACCCCGUCAAGUCGGUCUACUUCUCCGCCGGUCGGCAGCAGUGGCUCGAGACGUGUCGCGCCGUCACGCGCAUGCCCGCCCUGCAGGCGUUCACGCUGCAGCUCAGCGGCAGCUGGUUCUGCGAGCCCGUCGAGAAGAUCCCCGUGUUUCUGGAGCCGCUGCGCGAGCUGCGGCUGCGGCAGCGCUGGAAGCUGCAGCUCCCGCAGCAGCCGUAUUACGUGAAGGAAAUUCGGAAUAUUGAUGGGGAUUUGAGGAAGAGGGGGUUGAGUGUGUGGUGCGGGUUGUUUAAUAUUAGUAUAAGUUGGCUGUACUGA